AUGUUUGAACAAAAGGAAGAAUACGAUAUUGUGGAAAAGACACAAUUAUCUGUGUCAGCAGAUAGUUUGACGUCUGAUUCAGAAAGCUUGUCACACAACCCAUUCGACGAUUUCAAUGAAGCUGAGCGUUGGAGAAAAGUGUACGAAUCCAGUGGAUACGAGGGUUUGUCUAAAUUUAGUCCUGAGUUUACAUGGACUAAAGAUGAAGAAAAAAAGGUGGUAAGGAAAAUAGAUCUAAAAAUUUUCUUAUGGGUAUUUAUUAUGUUUGCUUUUUUGGAUUUGGUAAGGAAAAACAUUGCAAGAGCUGUCUCAGACGACUUCAUUCUUGAUUUAAAUAUGAACACUAAUGACUACAACUUAGGACAAACUCUUUACCUGGUUGUAUUUCUAGUGAGCGAACUACCCGGUAACUUACUAUCAAAAAGAUUUGGCCCAGAAAGAGUCAUUCCGGUUCAAAUUAUACUAUGGAGUGUCAUCUGUAUUACUCAAGCUGGUUUGAAAAAUCGAGGCCAAUUUAUUGCUACUAGGUGUUUAUUGGGAAUGGUACAAGGUGGUUUCAUCCCUGACAAUAUUUUAUACUUAUCAUAUUAUUAUACUGGAGCGGAGCUUACGUUCCGUUUAAGUUUCUUUUGGUGUGCCAUACCUCUCUUCCAGAUUUUAGGCUCCCUCUUGGCUUCCGGAGUGAUUGAAAUGAGGGGAAUCCAUAAUUUAGCUGGCUGGCAAUAUUUGUUUAUUAUUGAAGGUUUUCUGUCCCUUUCUGUGGGCGCAGCAUCCUUUUAUCUAAUGCGUCGGGGCCCCACACAGACUGGUGAAUCUGCAUUUCACAAGGGAAAAUCGUACUUCUCUGAGCAUGAGGAGAAAAUAAUGGUUAAUAGAAUCCUAAGAGACGACCCAUCAAAGGGUGAUAUGAGUAAUAGACAGCCGGUUACAUUUAAGGAGAUUUUAUACACCUUAACAGAAUUCGAUUUAUGGCCGUUGUUUAUCCAAGGCAUUACAGCAUUCAUAUCUUUUCAAACCGUUGGUCCUUAUUUGUCAUUGAUAUUAAAAAGUUUAAACUACUCUACCUUUCUCUCAAAUAUCUUGGCAAUUCCGGGUCAAGUCUUGCUACUUAUUAAUCUACCAUUGGCAGCACUAUUAUCACGCAAAUUGAAAGAAAAAUCACUUUGUGUAGGAAUUGCUAACGUUUGGGUGCUUCCUUUUAUUACUUCUUUAGUCGCCUUACCGACCGAUACAAAUCCCUGGAUUAAGUAUGUACUACUGACUGGUAUACUAGGUCUUCCUUUUACACAUUCUAUUCUUGCUGGUUGGGUCUCCGAGAUCUCUGUUUCGGUAAGAUCGCGUACGGUAGGGACAGCAUUAUACAAUAUGAGUGCCCAGGUUGGAUCAAUCAUAGCUUCUAACUUGUACAAGAAUGAUGAUAAGCCGUACUAUACUAGGGGUAACAAAAUACUUCUAGGGUUCACUUGCUUCAACAUUUGCAUGGCUGUUGCUACCAAGUUUUACUAUAUUAAUAGAAAUAAGUACAAAGCUCGCAAAUGGAACUCAAUGACAAAAGAGGAACAAAUCGACUAUUUGGAGACCACCAAAGAUAAAGGAAUGAAGCGCAUGAACUAUAUGUUUAUUCACUAA
Saccharomyces mikatae IFO 1815 is the source of this 1629-nucleotide messenger RNA. RefSeq names its product Soa1p (gene SOA1). The coding region runs from base 1 to 1629 and encodes 542 amino acids. Gene Ontology annotation, cellular component: membrane. Gene Ontology annotation, biological process: transmembrane transport. The transcript has a single exon. The record is from RefSeq and is a predicted model, not a curated record. NCBI's taxonomy places the organism in Eukaryota, Fungi, Ascomycota, Saccharomycetes, Saccharomycetales, Saccharomycetaceae. Gene Ontology annotation, molecular function: sulfate transmembrane transporter activity.